AUGGCUGUCUCCAUGCUUCGGCUGACAAUUGUCCUGGGACUGCUUGUCUUAAUCCUGAUGUGCCAUGCUGACGACAAACCAAAUGACAAGCCAGCUGAGUCAAGCAAAACAUCAGAGCCAGAGUUCCCCAGAUUCCUAAAUCUCUUGGGCACAGAGAUCAUUGAGAAUGCACUGGAGUUCAUCCUCCGCUCCAUGAGCAGGAGCACAGGAUAUGUGGAAUUUGAUGAUAAACGAGGAGAACAUUCAUCAAAGUGA
Molecule: messenger RNA, 255 nt
Organism: Diceros bicornis minor
Lineage: Eukaryota; Metazoa; Chordata; Mammalia; Perissodactyla; Rhinocerotidae
Gene: C1H5orf46
Product: chromosome 1 C5orf46 homolog
Exons: 3
Coding region: 1-255 (84 amino acids)
Source: RefSeq, a predicted model, not a curated record